Messenger RNA from Ictalurus furcatus (blue catfish), 8843 nucleotides. RefSeq names its product protein tyrosine phosphatase receptor type Ja (gene ptprja). The annotation marks the transcript as partial. The transcript is spliced from 34 exons. Gene Ontology annotation, biological process: protein dephosphorylation; angiogenesis. The record is from RefSeq and is a predicted model, not a curated record. Gene Ontology annotation, molecular function: cadherin binding; protein tyrosine phosphatase activity. Lineage: Eukaryota; Metazoa; Chordata; Actinopteri; Siluriformes; Ictaluridae.
CUUGUGAACUGGACUGAACCAAUAGGAGAAAAAUCUUUCUUUAAAGUACAGUGGAGUAAUGACAGCGUCACUUUGAAUUCGACAACCUCAGACAGGUUCUUUAACAUUACUAAUCUCAAUCCUGGAGUCAAUUACACCAUCCUGAUAUCUGCUGUUGCUGCAGACAAUAUAACAGAAGGAGAAGCAUUUGGUCUUUCAGUCUAUACAAAGCCUGAGACUGUUAGCAGUCUCACAGUACUUAAUGUUACAAACUCCUCUAUAUUACUGAACUGGACUGAGGCAAUGGGCAAAAUCUCCUAUUAUGUAAUCCAAUAUGAGAAUUUCAGUACAACAAUCAAUAAGACUACUGAAAUCACUGGGAUUGACAUAACUAAUCUGGCUCCUGGAGUGCAGUACACAUUCAAAGUGUUUGCAGUUGCUGCAGAUAAUAAAACAGAAGGAAAUUACAGCUGCAUUUCAGCCUACACAAAACCUGAUGCAGCAAGUGACCUCAUUGUAACUGAAAUUACAACAAGCUCAUUGCUUGUGAACUGGACUGAACCAAUAGGAGAAAAAUCUUUCUUUAAAGUACAGUGGAGUAAUGACAGCGUCACUUUGAAUUCGACAACCUCAGACAGGUUCUUUAACAUUACUAAUCUCAAUCCUGGAGUCAAUUACACCAUCCUGAUAUCUGCUGUUGCUGCAGACAAUAUAACAGAAGGAGAAGCAUUUGGUCUUUCAGUCUAUACAAAGCCUGAGACUGUUAGCAGUCUCACAGUACUUAAUGUUACAAACUCCUCUAUAUUACUGAACUGGACUGAGGCAAUGGGCAAAAUCUCCUAUUAUGUAAUCCAAUAUGAGAAUUUCAGUACAACAAUCAAUAAGACUACUGAAAUCACUGGGAUUGACAUAACUAAUCUGGCUCCUGGAGUGCAGUACACAUUCAAAGUGUUUGCAGUUGCUGCAGAUAAUAAAACAGAAGGAAAUUACAGCUGCAUUUCAGCCUACACAAAACCUGAUGCUGCAAGUGACCUCAUUGUAACUGAAAUUACAACAAGCUCAUUGCUUGUGAACUGGACUGAACCAAUAGGAGAAAAAUCUUUCUUUAAAGUACAGUGGAGUAAUGACAGCGUCACUUUGAAUUCGACAACCUCAGACAGGUUCUUUAACAUUACUAAUCUCAAUCCUGGAGUCAAUUAUACCAUCCUGAUAUCUGCUGUUGCUGCAGACAAUAUAACAGAAGGAGAAGCAUUUGGUCUUUCAGUCUAUACAAAGCCUGAGACUGUUACCAUUCUCACAGUACUUAAUGUUACAAACUCCUCUAUAUUACUGAACUGGACUGAGGCAAUGGGCAAAAUCUCCUAUUAUGUAAUCCAAUAUGAGAAUUUCAAUACAACAAUCAAUAAGACUACUGAAAUCACUGGGAUUGACAUAACUAAUCUGGCUCCUGGAGUGCAGUACACAUUCAAAGUGUUUGCAGUUGCUGCAGAUAAUAAAACAGAAGGAAAUUACAGCUGCAUUUCAGCCUACACAAAACCUGUACUCACAGAACCUGAUGCUGCAAGUGACCUCAGUGUAACUGAAAUUACAACAAGUUCAUUGCUUGUGAACUGGACUGAACCAAUAGGAGAAAAAUCUUUCUUUAAAGUACAGUGGAGUAAUGACAGCAUCACGUUGAAUUCAACAACCUCAAACAGGUUCUUUAACAUAACUAAUCUCAAUCCUGGAGUCAAUUACACCAUCAUGAUAUCUGCUGUUGCUGCAGACAAUAUAACAGAAGGAGAAGCAGUUGGUCUUUCAGUCUAUACAAAGCCUGAGACUGUUAGCAGUCUCACAGUACUUAAUGUUACAACCUCCUCUAUAUUACUGAACUGGACUGAGGCAAUGGGCAAAAUCUCCCAUUAUGUAAUCCAAUAUGAGAAUUUCAGUAUGACGAUCAAUAAGACUACUGAAAUCACUGGGAUUGACAUAACUAAUCUGACUCCUGGAGUGCAGUACACAUUCAAAGUGUUUGCAGUUGCUGCAGAUAAUAAAACAGAAGGAAAUUACAGCUGCAUUUCAGCCUACACAAACCCAAAUGCUGUCACCAAUCUCACUGUCUCUAACAAAACUACAUCAUCUGUGUCUCUAACCUGGAAUGAGCCACCUGGGAACAGGUCCUACUUUACAGUAAAUUGGAUUGGUGGCAGUGUGAAUAACAGCAGUAACACUUCAAACACGUCUUACACUGUCACUGGUCUGACUGCUGGAGUGAACUACACAUUCACUGUUACUGCAGUUGCUGCAGACGGACAAACUGCAGGAGCACCAACUCAAACCUCAAUAUGCACAACACCAGAUGUUGUCUCCAGUCUCACUGUCUCUAACAAAAGCACAUCAUCUGUGUCCCUAACUUGGAAUGCGCCACCUCAGAGCAGGUUGUACUUUACAGUAAAUUGGACUGGUGGCAGUGUGAAUAACAGCAAUAACACUUCAAAUACGUCUUACACUGUCACUGGUCUGACUGCUGGAGUGAACUACACAUUCACUGUUACUGCAGUUGCUGCAGAUGGAACUACAGGAGCACCAACUCAAACCUCAGCAUUCACAAACCCAAAUGCUGUCACCAAUCUCACUGUCUCUAUCAAAACCACAUCAUCUGUGUCUCUAACCUGGAAUGAGCCACCUGGGAACAAGUCCAACUUUACAGUAAAUUGGACUGAUGGCAGUGUGAAUAACAGAAGUAACACUUCAAACAUGUCUUACACUGUCACUGGUCUGACUGCUGGAGUGAACUACACAUUCACUGUUACUGCAGUUGCUGCAGAUGGACAAACUGCAGGAGCACCAACUCAAAUCUCAGCAUUCACAAAGCCAAAUGCUGUCACCAAUCUCACUGUCUCUAUCAAAACCACAUCAUCUGUGUCUCUAACCUGGAAUGAGCCAUCUGGGAGCAGGUUGUACUUUACAGUAAAUUGGACUGAUGGCAGUGUGAAUAACAGCAGUAACACUUCAAACACGUCUUACACUGUCACUGGUCUGACUGCUGGAGUGAACUACACAUUCACUGUUACUGCAGUUGCUGCAGAUGGACAAACUGCAGGAGCGCCAACUCAAACCUCAGCCUUCACAAAGCCAAAUGCUGUCAACAAUCUCACUGUCUCUACCAUAAAUACAUCAUCUCUGUCUCUAACCUGGAAUGAGCCACCUGGGAACAGGUCCUACUUUACAGUAAAUUGGACUGAUGGCAGUGUGAAUAACAGCAGUAACACUUCAAACACGUCUUACACUGUCACUGGUCUGACUGCUGGAGUGAAGUACACAUUCACUGUUACUGCAUUUGCUGCAGAUGGAACUACAGGAACACCAACUCAAACCUCAGCAUUCACAAACCCAAAUGCUGUCACCAAUCUCACUGUCUCAAGCAAAACCACAUCAUCUGUGUCUCUAACCUGGAAUGAGCCACCUGGGAACAGGUCCUACUUUACAGUAAAUUGGACUGAUGGCAGUGUGAAUAACAGCAUUAACACUUCAAACACGUUUUACACUGUCACUGAUCUGACUGCUGGAGUGAAGUACACAUUCACUGUUACUGCAGUUGCUGCAGAUUCACAAACUACAGGAGCACCAACUCAAACCUCAAUAUGCACAAAGCCAAAUACUGUCACCAAUCUCACUGUCUAUAACAAAACUACAUCAUCUGUGUCUCUAACCUGGAAUGAGCCACCUGGGAACAGGUCCUACUUUACAGUAAACUGGACUGAUGGCAGUGUGAAUAUCGGCAGUAACACUUCAAACACGUCUUACACUGUCACUGGUUUGACUGCUGGAAUGAACUACACAUUCACUGUUACUGCAGUUGCUGCAGAUUCACAAACUGCAGGAGCACCAAAUCAAACCUCAGCAUUCACAAAGCCAAAUGCUGUCACCAAUCUCACUGUCUCUAACAAAACUACAUCAUCUGUGUCUCUAACCUGGAAUGAGCCACCAGGGAACAGGUCCUACUUUACAGUAAAUUGGACUGGUGGCAGUGUGAAUAACAGCAGUAACACUUCAAACACGUCUUACACUGUCACUGGUCUGACUGCUGGAGUGAACUACACAUUCACUGUUACUGCAGUUGCUGCAGAUGGCCAAACUGCAGGAGCACCAAAUCAAACCUCAGUAUGCACAAAGCCAAAUGCUGUCACCAGUCUCACUGUUUAUAACAAAACUACAUCAUCUGUGUCUCUAACCUGGAAUGAGCCACCUGGGAACAGGUUGUACUUUACAGUAAAUUGGACUGGUGGCAGUGUGAAUAACAGCAGUAACACUUCAAACACGUCUUACACUGUCACUGGUCUGACUGCUGGAGUGAACUACACAUUCACUGUUACUGCAGUUGCUGCAGAUGGACAAACUGCAGGAGCACCAAAUCAAACUUCAGCAUUCACAAAACCUGUACUCACAGAACCUGAUGCUGCAAGUGACCUCAGUGUAACUGAAAUUACACCAAGCUCAUUGCUUGUGAACUGGACUGAACCAAUAGGAGAAAGAUCUUUCUUUAAAGUACAGUGGAGUAAUGACAGCAUCACUUUGAAUUCAACAACCUCAAACAGGUUCUUUAACAUUACUAAUCUCAAUCCUGGAGUCAGUUACACCAUCCUGAUAUCUGCUGUUGCUGCAGACAAUAUAACAGAAGGAGAAGCAGUUGGUCUUUCAGUCUAUACAAAGCCAGACAUCGUCAGAAAUCUCACAAUCUCUGUCAGAACAACAUCUGUAUUUCUGGACUGGAAUAAACCAUUAGGAGAGAGCUCUUUCUUUAGAGUGCGAUGGACAAACAGUAGUACAACUCCUGCAACUGAUUUUAACAUCACUGAUCUAACCCCUGGAACAAAUUACACAUUUACAGUCUCAGCUGUUGCUGCUGAUAAUAAAACAGAAGGAUCACUGGUUGGCCUUUCCACUUGUACAGAUGCAAGUCCUGUCUUUGACAUAAUCUGCAAAGGACCAAAUCGCACUUCACCAGCUUUGCUGAACUUAACAUGGACGAAUCCUCCGGGCAACAACCAAGGAUUUAACAUCAGUCUCAAUCAAACACCCAGUGUCUUUAUUUUACCUUGUAGUCCUGUCUGUAACCACAUUUUUUCUGAAAACCUCCAAUACUUCAGCACUUACAGUGUGAUUAUUUCAACCCUUGGAUGUGGUGAGAGUGGUACAUGGGACUUUAAGUGCACAACAGGCAUUACAGACCCAUCAGUUCCCAGUAAUCCAGGAGAUGUAGCAAUCAUCGUCUCUCCAAUAAGCCAGACUGUAGUAAAGCUACAAUUCAAUACUAGUCUUCUACAUAGUACUAAUGGACCAAUUAAAGCCUAUGGUGUUCUGCUCUCAACUGACCAGAAAAGUAAUAGCACCAGGAAUGACCUAACAAUGACCUAUAGUGAUUGGGUAAAAAAGAAGACCAAGACUUAUCUCACUGUUUUAAAACUAAAUGAAAAUAUAAUUUCCAGAAGCAACAUGAUUACGAUUGAAAUUGGAAGUAACAAUGUCUCAGAUGUAAUCAGUAAUACAGAUUAUACAAACGGACCUCUGACUAAUCAGGACUACAGGAUAGCCCUGGUUUUGUUCACCUACCUGGAAAUCAACAGUGGACUUGUGGACAUCCAACAAUCAAUCCUCUCUAUAACGCCUUUUGCCAGCAGUAUUGCACAUCCAUUGGAGCCUUCAUCAAAUACUAUUCCAAUUAUUUUGGGGGUGCUGUUGCCUAUCAUUGUUAUCUUGAUCAUCGCCAUCAUUGUCCUCGUCAUACAGAAAAGACGAACAACAAAGGACUAUUCAGAUAUUCCGAUCAACAACCUAAGAACAAAAAUUAGCAUUCCUGUGAGGGUGGAGGAUUUUGAGGCAUAUUUCAAAAAGCAGCAGUUGGAUUCCAACUGUGGCUUUGCUGAACAGUAUGAGGAUCUUAAGGUUGUUGGAACUGCUCAAACCAAGAAUAGUGCCCUUGCCAUGGAGAACAAGGGGAAGAAUCGCUACAAUAACGUACUACCUUAUGAUUCUUCAAGAGUUAAAUUAUCAAUACAUGGCAGCCCAUUUGAUGACUACAUCAACGCAAACUAUAUUUCAGGUUACAAUUCUAAGAAGGAGUACAUAGCAGCUCAAGGCCCACUACCAGCUACUGUGAACGAGUUCUGGAGAAUGAUCUGGGAAAAGAACACCCAUAGCAUAGUCAUGCUGACCAAGUGCUAUGAGCAAGGACGUGUUAAAUGUGAGAAAUACUGGCCACCGGAUAACAAGCUGUACAACAAUAUCCUUGUGACAACAACAUCAGAAAUUGAAUUGGAAGACUGGACUAUACGGGACUUCACUAUCAAGAAUGUGAAAACAGCGGAGACACGGAAUGUUCGUCAAUUCCAUUUUACGGCCUGGCCUGAUCAUGGCGUGCCGGAGACCACAGAGGUGCUCAUCAACUUCCGACACCUGGUCAGAGAGCACAUGGACAGCUUCUCCCGCAACGCUCCUGCUGUGGUGCACUGCAGUGCUGGUGUGGGGAGGACUGGGACUUUAAUUGCCCUCGAUCACCUGAUCUUUCAGAUUGAGAGGGAAAGCAUAGUAGACAUUUAUGGAAUUAUCCAUGACAUGCGCAUGCACAGGCCACUGAUGGUUCAGACGGAGGACCAGUACGUGUUCUUGAAUCAGUGCGCUUCUGACAUAAUUAAAUCAAGAAUGGGCACCAAUGUGGACCUAAUUUACCAGAAUGCAGCAGCAUUCUCUAUCUAUGAGAAUGUUCAAAGAUGAAGAAUGAAGGCAUUAAGCAGAAAUGGAUUACAGGUGACGUUUAGCUUGGGGUCAGAACAGCAGGGAAAUUUGGUAGGAUUUUGUCAAAUCUGCAUGAGCCAUUUCAUUAUUUAACUGAAUGUCACAACAACAUGGCGUUCGCUGACAAAUAUGUUUAUCUAGUAUGCUUUAAUUUAAGUUAAUAUGCUUAUUAAUUUUUUUUUACUCUAGAUUGUGAGACAAAAUUGUACUUAGAUAAUAUUCUUCAUAAAAUUGUUGCUCUGAAAUUAUGAAGAAAUUUAAGAAAUAUAUGUAAGAUAUAUAUUUGAAAAUUUGCAUAGUAAUUACACAUGGAGUACUGUGGACUUGUGGACUUGAUUUUUUCUGUUUCAGUACUUCAACACUUUUAAAUACUGUAUAAUUUUUAUGCACAUAUUUGUGAACUCGGUAAUGACACUGGACGUUUGGAUUUUUUAAUUUAUAUUAAUUAUAUAAUGUAUGUCUUAUGUCAUGCCUUGUUGCUUUUGCCAAUUGUAACAUUGCAGAAUGAGUUGUGCUCUGUUGCAGAAGAUCAGUAGCUAUGCAGAUAUGCUGGUCUUCCGAGACAGACAGCCGCAGUACAGGCAUCAUUCCAGGGGUCAUUAUGGCAUUAAAGAUCUAUAGAUAAUUUCAUUCGAAACCAUACCAAAGAUUUCUAAUGUUCAGUAACACUUGAUUUGAAAGUUUCAUCAGGACUUAUAAUACAUAACAUAUAAUCACUGGAUAACAAAUUUAUUGAAUAAUGUAUGAGUGUAUUUGAAGUAUUCUUGGUGUAAGAGAAACAUGCUAAAACACUGAAUAAUUUUAAGUUGUACAUUUUUAAGUUUUAAGUUCUGUGCAAUGACAGAAAUCACUGCUUAUUCUAAAUGCAGUUUGACUUUUUCCAUCUUCAGAACAUUGAACGAACACUGUUCAUGCUAGGGGAAAAAAAGUCUAUAUUGUUUGCAAUUUUAUAAUGAGUCUUAUUGAGCAGCUGUUAAUUUCUUACUGACCUAUUUCACUGUCCCACCAGUUACAAUUGUGACCAAGAAUUUUUUUAAAGUUAGUGAAAGCACCACUAACUUUUUAAAACCUUUUUUUAGAAAAGGAAUGCUGUUUGUUUAAUUGGGCAAUCCAGGGAGUAAAAUGCAUAUGCUGUAGCAUCAGUAGCUUUGGAUUCACAUGUAAAUGUACUGGGUGAUUAAUAAGCAAUUAUCAUCUUUAAGUAAUCUUAUCUUUUGGCUCAUCAAAUUGAAAGGGAGGAGCAGAAGCAUAAAACCUGGAGAGUAACAUAAAUUCUAUCCAGGUCACGUAAUUUGUACGUAUUUGUAUGUGAAUAAUUUUAAGUUGAAAGCAGUAUGUGUGUUAUGAAGUCAUCAUGCCUUCGAAUAGUGUUGUCUUUUAUCCAAUGUGUAGAAAAAGCUUAGUUGGAUUUCUAGGUUCGAAAGAUCUCAGCUCUCCAACUCAUGCCAUAAUUAGAGAUAUAUCCGCUAGAUAUCCAAGCUUAUUGGGAAUCUAUUUUUAGAAUCAGACAGAAUAAUAAUUUAGACCUCAAUUUAGCUCAAAAGGUGUAUUGUAAGGGUGUGAGUCAGAGGAAUGAUGGCUUAUGUUGCACGUGAAAACAAAUGUAAAAAAAACAAGAAGGGUUUUAUGCCCACACACUGAAGUAUGUUCAGAAAAAACACUGUGGGGUGCUUUAGUUGCUUGAAGGGAAAACUUAUAUAUUUUGCUGUAGCAUUUUGCUAGAGUUUCAGUCUACGGAGAUACACAAAAUUGUAUUGAUAAUGAUAUACAAAUGAAUUAGCAUAGUAAGUUAUUUCUCUGUUACUGUAGGAUCAAACAUUAAUGACUGAUAUUUUUUACAGGAAUUGUAAGGGAAAGAUACUGCAAUGAAACAGUUAAUAUGUACAUUUGUGUAAGUUAUUUUUUCCUCAGCGCUGAUAUGCAUUUGCAUUUUUUAAUUGUCUAUAUAUAUAUUUCUUUUAUAAGGCUCUGUUAACGAGUCUGUGAAUGCUGUCUCUACUGUUAAUCAGGCUUGUGCAAUAUUUAGUUAUAUAUAUAUAUAUAUAUACAGUGAGGGAAAAAAGUAUUUGAUCCCCUGCUGAUUUUGUACG